CCCGCCAUACAAAUUAGCGUGGCCUCGCUUUUAUUGAAGCCACUUUUGAGGUCGCGUUCUCACGUCCUUGAGCCUUGUCAAAAUCCUCCUCGGCAACUGCACGCGUAGCUAGCUACUCGGCGAGCUGCAAAACGUCCACAAACUUUUCCGGGCAACUUUUUUCAAAUCACAAACUUUUUUUUUUUUUUGAGGGGGGAGUGGGGGGUUUGUUUUUCGGACGUCUCCAUCUGUGAGCAUGACGCGGAGGUCGUACGCCAUCUACGCAGUGGGCGUCAUUUGCGCCACCCUGCUCGUCGCGGGCAUCGGCUUGCUCGCCUCGCACACUUUUCGCCGGAUGAUGCACAACCGCCUCAAGAAGGAAAUUGUUUUGGUGGAGGGCAGCCGCGUAUUUGAGUCAUGGAAGAGGCCACCUCCUCCCGUCUACAUGGAGUAUUUCUUCUUCAACGUCACCAACGUAGAUGAGUUCCUUGCCGGGGCCAAACCGGUGGUGAACCAGAUUGGGCCCUACACUUACAGGGAGUACAGGUACAAGGACAAUGUGACCAUGGUGGAUGAUGGAAAAAUGGUGUCGGGGUCCAACACUAAAAGCUUCGUGUUCCUGAGGGACAAGUCUGUCGGUGACCCUGAAUUGGAUAACAUCACCACUGUUAAUAUACCGGCUUGGGCUGUGAUGAACAAGGUCAAAGGGAGCUUCUGGAAAUCCUCCAUGGUGUCCAUUUGGAUGAACUCCAUCGGGUGUGGCCUAUUUACCACGCGCACUGUGGACGAACUGUUGUGGGGCUACGAGGACCCCCUGCUAACCCGCAUUAAUCCAAGCAAUCCGGAGGUCGGGACCAUUUUUGGUCUUAUGUACAAGAAAAAUGGAUCCCACGAUGGUGGAUUCGUCUUUCACACCGGGGAGCAGAAUUACUUGGAUUACGGCCGAGUGAAAACAUGGAAAGGUCAAAGCCAGCUGACCUUCUGGAACUCCAACCAAAGCAACAGCAUCAACGGUUCUGACGGAAGUGCCUUCCAUCCCUUACUGAAAAAGGAUGAGCGGAUCUACAUUUUCACCCCGGACCUUUGCAGGUCCAUCUACAUGGAGUUUGAGAAGGACGUAGAAGUGAGAGGGAUCCCGGCGUACCGCUUCACGCCGCCGCGCUCAGUGCUGGCCAGCAAAGAGGAGAAUCCGGCCAAUGAGGGCUUCUGCGUCACCCCGCAGGAGUGCCUCGGGACGGGCCUCCUCAAACUCAGUCCUUGUCGGACAGGUGCUCCGGUCGUGGCCUCUUUUCCUCAUUUCUACCUCGCCGAUUCCAAAUAUGCGGCGGCUAUCGAAGGAAUGUCCCCAGAAAUGACGCACCACCAAACCUACCUCGACCUAAACCCGACUACGGGCAUAAUUGUGCGUGCAAACAAGAGAGCGCAGAUCAACAUCUUAAUGAAUAGGAUUUCCGGCUUCCCGAAAACCAGAGGUCUUAACGACACCAUCUUCCCAGUCAUGUUCCUGAAUGAGAGCGUGGUCAUGGACGAGGCAUCGGCGGCGAGGGUCCACAAGUUGCUGAUGAUCGUCAAAGUGGUCUCUAACUUCCCGCUCAUUUUUCUGGCUCUUGGUGGCAUCAUGCUGGUGGUCCUGAUCGUCUUGCUGAUACGUGAGCGCAAGCAGAAGGCGACCGCUGAGGAGAACACAUCUUACUCUCCGGUGUGUGAAAAGGAAAAGGAAGACCCUCAAAAUGGAAAGUACAUCGGUCUGACGCCUAAAGCGGACUCGCAAGCUUGAGCGCCGUUGCCGUUGAUGUUUUGAAGCACAAAACACUGCAAAUUAUACGUCCGAAACCUUCAAUUUGUCAGAGAAAAAAAAAAAAAACAUUUCCUUGUUUUUAGUUAAUGAGACUGCUGAUUAUAGAUUAAAACAUCUCGAGAUUGCAAUCAAAACAAACAUGACCGAAAUGGGGUUGGGAUCAAUAUUUCAGUAUUACGACUGCCAGAAUCCGCCACUGACUACAAUUUUUCAAGCGCCCAUACAGGAAGGGGAAAUGGACACUUGUUGUUAGUAUUAAAAUCCUCACCCGUCCCCCCUCCUCACCCCCAUUACGAAAUGUUACCAAGCAUUGUUUGUGUGUCGUCUGCCUAAAAGCAUCUUUUUAUGUAGAAUGACAAGAUUUGGAGACGCUCGCAGCCCACCUCACUGGCAUGAGCGUCAGACAAAAAACAAAAAGCGCUGUAUAUUUUGUAAAAUAAGAAAGUCCUUCUCGUUUUUUUUUUCCCUUGUUGUAAAUGUUCAUGUAGAAAACGUCCAAAUGAAGGACUUCAGGUCUGCUUAGAGUAGGUCGACACUUUUGUCGAAGCCCCUUUCGUGCCGCCUUUAAAUCCAGCAUUUCCCCAUAUUGCUGUAUUCCGCAUGAAUGACAGUGACAAGGAAUGGCGUGACAAAGUUGACCGUGAAAUUUUCCACCUUCAGAAGUCGUAUCAGAGCUACAGACAGCAUUUUCCUCCCAUUUUUCAGCUUUACAGAUGCCACUUCUGCUGUGCCUGUUGCGGCGCACAGUGGCAUCAGAUGUUACAUUUAAAAGGUAAAUACCACUACCGCCUAUUUGCAUCUGAGAAGGGAAACAUAGGUGUCUGCCGAGGUGGGAAAUUCAUUUUUCCAAGUGGAUAAUUAAUUUUGGAAUGUGGUCUGUUAGUAAGGAUGAUGAAGAAGGAAAGAUGCUGUUAAAGAUAAAUUGCACUGAUGCAAAAUAGGGGACAUAAUGGAAAGCGACAUUUUCCCACUUUCAGUAGUCGCAUCAAAACCCGAACAGAACCUGUGUAUAAAGCCCCUUUUUUACCCUGCUUCUAAAAGCCACAAUUUUACCUUUUUUUUUUUUUUUAUGUUCCUGUUCUGUACACCACAGUGAGGUGGGGCGAUGCCCGUCUGUAACUGCGUCAAGAUUAAUGUGGACACCCGCUUCUCCUGCCAUGCUGUUUUAUGUCAGGUGGCACGGUGAGCUCAGCCGGUAAAGCGUUGGCCUCACAGUUUCGACGUCCCGCGUUCAAUCCCGGCCCCGCCUGUGUGGAGUUUUGCAUGUUCUCCCCGUGCCUGCGUGGGUUUUCUCCGGGCACUCUGGUUUUCUCCCACAUCCCAAAAACAUGAGACAUUAAUUGGACACUCUAAAUUGCCCGUAGGUGGGAUUGUGAGUGCGGCUGUUUAUCUCCAUUUGCCCUGCGAUUGGCUGGCAACCAGUUUAGGGUGUACCCCGUCCUCCUGCCUGUUGACAGCUGGAAUAGGCUCCAGCGUUCCCCGCGACCCUCGUGAGGAUAAACGGCUAAGAAAAUGGAUGGAUGAAUAUUUUAUGUCACACCGUGGUGCAUUAAAAUUUUAUUUAGUCAGCAGUGUAUUUUGCGUGAGAAAAUGUAAAAAUACUUCACGAUGUACAACCUCAAAAAGCAAAAAUGUCAGUACAGUUUGUUGUAUGAAUGGCAACAGGGGGGCUACAAAGGUUAAGCGGACCUUCUGCCACCUAGUGGAAAGAAUAUGUACUUCUUCUGCCUCUUAGUUGCAUCAACGGCAUAGAUACAGUAUUUGUACUACAUAAGUAAUCAUUUUUGGACUAAUUAAGAGACAUUUCCAGGUACACACCUGACGAUCGCCACGGCGGUUGGGAGUCACUGAUGGAAAUGAUUCGAUUAUGGGAUGUGGUGGCAUUGCGCACAAAAUGUCCACCGUUUUGGCAACAUCCUGCUCCGUCCGGUUUCUGUGUAAAUAGAAAAGGUGGAUAAUUCACGGAUCUCCUGCUCUGAUUUUCAUGCAGUACUGUGGUUUUUUUCCCCUGGAUUUUAACUGCUCCUACAAAUAGUUACUGUAACGUUACCGCUCAGUGUUUUAUUUGGGAAAAGUGCCCCAGCCUCCAGUCCAAACACUUCUACUGGGAUGGAUGAAAUGAGGAAAUGAUGAUUUUAUUAUUGUUUUUAAGUGUUCAAUGCUGCAUUGGAGCCACAGCAGUCAGGGGGUCAUCAUUUGUGAAAUGGUGCUUGCCUGUAAAUAUUCUUUUUUUUUUUUUUAAUUCUCUAUUCUGUUAUUGCAACCAAACACAAUCACGCAUCAGGUGUAUAGUUUUGAUUGAGUCGUAUCUCAAGGCUUUUAACAUUGUUUAGCAAAUUGCUGCUUGGAAAUUAGAUUUUUUUUUUUAACACGAAUGAGCCCAUUUCUGCUAUUAUUACUAUUGUAUUAUGUUAUUAUUACUUAGGGAUGGCCAUAACAAGACAGAAAUUAUGCCAAUUGUGUGGGAUUUAUUGUUGAUUAUGUCUUGAAACAAUGGAAACAAUAUGGAAUGGAUCGAUAUUCUCAACUAGUUCAAAUUCUCAAUAUUCCUCAACUAGUUUUCCAACUCAAGAAGAACAAAGUUAAAUUCUUUAACCAUGUAGAUUAUUUCAAAUAACUUCAUCCAUCUUAAUUAAUGGUGAAACUUUGUUUAAAGCUAUUCGUGCAAAAAUUGCACCAAGAAAACAUCCCAACAUUUUGAGUUUUUUUUUUUGUAUUU
Messenger RNA from Syngnathoides biaculeatus (alligator pipefish), 4496 nucleotides. RefSeq names its product lysosome membrane protein 2-like. Gene Ontology annotation, cellular component: membrane; lysosome; cytoplasm. The transcript has 12 exons. Gene Ontology annotation, biological process: receptor-mediated endocytosis; protein targeting to lysosome. The record is from RefSeq and is a predicted model, not a curated record. Lineage: Eukaryota; Metazoa; Chordata; Actinopteri; Syngnathiformes; Syngnathidae. Gene Ontology annotation, molecular function: scavenger receptor activity. Bases 236 to 1756 code for a protein of 506 amino acids.